CGCGAGGGGCGGGGCGUGCGCGGGACAAAGGGAACGAAGCUGCAGCUGCGGGCGCUGUAUUUGCGCGCGGUGUCUCAGAUUCAUUCUUAAGGAACUGAGAACCUAAAUCUUCCAAAAUGUCAAAAAGACCAUCUUAUGCCCCACCUCCCACCCCAGCUCCUGCAACACAAAUGCCCAGCACACCAGGGUUUGUGGGAUACAAUCCAUACAGUCAUCUCGCCUACAACAACUACAGGCUGGGAGGGAACCCAGGCACCAACAGCCGGGUCACGGCAUCCUCUGGUAUUACGAUUCCAAAACCCCCAAAGCCACCAGAUAAGCCGCUGAUGCCCUACAUGAGGUACAGCAGAAAGGUCUGGGACCAAGUUAAGGCUUCCAACCCUGACCUAAAGUUGUGGGAGAUUGGCAAGAUUAUUGGUGGCAUGUGGCGAGAUCUCACUGAUGAAGAAAAACAAGAGUAUUUAAACGAAUACGAAGCAGAAAAGAUAGAAUAUAAUGAAUCUAUGAAGGCCUAUCAUAAUUCUCCCGCAUACCUUGCUUACAUAAAUGCAAAAAGUCGUGCAGAAGCUGCUUUAGAAGAAGAAAGUCGACAGAGGCAGUCUCGCAUGGAGAAAGGAGAGCCGUACAUGAGUAUUCAGCCUGCUGAAGAUCCAGAUGAUUAUGAUGAUGGCUUUUCAAUGAAGCACACAGCCACCGCCCGUUUCCAGAGAAACCACCGCCUCAUCAGUGAAAUCCUCAGUGAGAGUGUGGUGCCGGACGUCCGGUCAGUGGUCACAACGGCUAGAAUGCAGGUCCUCAAACGACAGGUCCAGUCCUUAAUGGUUCAUCAGCGAAAACUAGAAGCUGAACUUCUUCAAAUAGAGGAGCGACACCAGGAAAAGAAACGGAAAUUCCUGGAAAGCACAGAUUCCUUUAACAAUGAACUCAAAAGGUUGUGCGGUUUGAAGGUAGAAGUGGACAUGGAGAAAAUCGCAGCUGAAAUUGCACAGGCAGAGGAACAAGCCCGCAAAAGGCAGGAGGAAAGGGAGAAAGAGGCAGCAGAGCAGGCUGAACGCAGUCAGAGCAGCAUUGUUCCUGAGGAAGAACAAGCCGCUAAUAAAGCCGAGGAAAAGAAAGACGACGAGAGCAUUCCAAUGGAGACAGAGGAGGCCCAUCUAGAAGAAACAGCAGAAAGCCAACAGAAUGGUGAUGAAGGCACAUCGACUCCGGAGGAUAAGGAGAGUGGUCAGGAUGGGGUUGACAGUAUGGCUGAGGAAGGAACCAGUGACAGUAACACUGGCUCGGAGAGCAACAGUGCAACGGUGGAGGAGCCGCCUACAGAUCCCAUACCAGAGGACGAGAAAAAAGAAUAAAUGUUGCCUUGUUUUAUGUGUUCUAAAUACUUUUUUAAAUGAAGUCAUGCCUUUUUGAGUUUUAAUGGUGUUCCGUGGUUUGUGUAUUUUUUUUUCCUUGUUCAUAUUACACCACCAAAGGCUUCUUAGCAUCAUGGGCCGAAUGGCAGUCACCCUUUUUUAAGCGGUUGUGAAGGUGGCUUUUUGGAUCUGGUUUCUGGCCCUCAGCCUCAGAAUUUAGAUUGAAAAAUGCCAACCUCUGUUAGAGAAUUAUCCUUUGAUGCUGCAGAAUCUCCCCUUUGAAUGCCUUGUUACAGCUCACUUGGGUGCUUACCAAAGUCAUAGCUUUAAAACCUUCCCCAGCCCCCACCAACACUUCCUCAGAGUCCCCUUUGCAAGGUUUACUUCCUCCAAGAGUAACUUCUUGAAAACAUCUUAUUUGAGUGUAUGUAUUUGUUGACACACUUCCAUCAAAGUCUCAGCUACCAUGAGUUGUGUUAAGGAGUCACUUGUAGCCUUGGACUACGCUUGGAUCAUGUUGGUCUGGAGUUGUAGCUGUCUGCAUAGUUAAUUACUAGUUAAGACGUAGUCAUUAAAGUGAACACAGCACAUAUACAUUAUGUCUUUUUCUUGGGUAUGGUUUGGUAAAUUUAUCACUGUACAGAAAAAUUAUUUUUUACCAAGUUUUCCAAAGAGUAACUUAACAAAGCUUAAAAGAAUUGAAUAUUCUUGUAAUGGAGCAAAAUAGUACCCCGCUCCAGAAGAAAAGCAGCUGGGAAUGAACUCCUCAUCCACUUCAAAUUGUCUUAUUGGAAUGAAAACAUCCGAAACCUCAAGGCUCAGGAUCCCACAGAUCAGAGCUACCUUUUUCAUAAACUUUGAGUAAAGUCUUGGAAAUCAGAAGCAAGAUUAAGUUUGUGACACGUAUUUCACAAAAAUUAGAAUAGAUUUUUCCCAAAUAGUGGUAUAUCUAAUGGAAUAUGUUUCUUAAAGGUCCAAAUGUAAUAAAAAAA
Elephantulus edwardii (Cape elephant shrew) is the source of this 2344-nucleotide messenger RNA. RefSeq names its product SWI/SNF related, matrix associated, actin dependent regulator of chromatin, subfamily e, member 1 (gene SMARCE1). NCBI's taxonomy places the organism in Eukaryota, Metazoa, Chordata, Mammalia, Macroscelidea, Macroscelididae. Gene Ontology annotation, biological process: negative regulation of DNA-templated transcription. Gene Ontology annotation, cellular component: SWI/SNF complex. The transcript is spliced from 11 exons. Gene Ontology annotation, molecular function: nucleosomal DNA binding; nuclear receptor binding. The coding region runs from base 117 to 1352 and encodes 411 amino acids. The record is from RefSeq and is a predicted model, not a curated record.